AUGAAUUACGCUGUAUUGAGCGACCGGCAGCGGUCGGAGCUCAACAAAGCUGUGAUUCAGUAUUUGGAUGGUAUCAUUAAUGAUUCGGCAGUCGUCAGCGAGCUUCGCUCAAGGCUGGGCGUUCCGGCACAUGAGAAUUCAGAUACGUUACCCAAUAACUACCUGGAGAAGAAAUGGGCUACCGUUGUUCGACUCCAGAAGCGAAUAUACGACAUGGAGAAGGAAAUCAGGGAGUACAAGGAGCUGGUAGAUAACUACUCAGAAUUACUGGAGGCAGCAGGCGGCAUGGAUAUCAGAAGAGACAAGUUGGAAUGGAUCCCUAGCAGAGUGAAGGCGGUGUUGAAAUUGCACAAGGGAUCUGUUACUUGUGUCUCAAUACACCCUUUUGAGCCGGUGGUGGUUACUGGCUCUCAAGAUGGUACAAUUGCGUUCUGGAACCUGCUCGACCUAACUGAACCUGAGCGUGUGAUCAGAAAUGCUCAUACACGGACUAUCAAUGCAUUGGAGUUUCAAAGCAGAGAAAAUACGGUCGAUUCAACGAAAAUGGUUCUUCUUGCGUCAUGCUCGUCAGACCUGCUCAUAAAGCUAUGGGACAGCAAGACAGGCCAACUAGUACGGGUGCUCACAGGCCAUGACCACUUGGUUUCUGGGCUGAAGUUUAAUCCGGCAGAUGAAAUGCAGCUGGUCAGCUGCUCGAGAGACCAGUCUGUUAAAAUCUGGGACGUGGUUUCCGGGUGGUGUUUAAGAACCAUAAAGGGGCAUUCUGACUGGGUUAGGAAGGUUGACGUUAGUUCAAAUGGGGAGUAUAUUUUGAGUUGUUCGAAUGACCAGUCUGUGAGACUUGCUCAUUUUGCCACUGGGGCGGGCAUUUCCCUAUGUUUGGGGAGUGAGCAAGUCAUUGAGGACUCAAUUUUCCUACCUGCAGAAACCAACAAGUAUAUCGAUCCUUUACUGGAUAUCAAUGACGAGACAUACGACGUCCUGGGAUACAAGUACUGUGUUAGUGGAGGACGAGAUUGUAUGUUACGGAUAUGGAAGCUCAGAGUUCCAGAUUUAACGAAUCCAGAACGACCUUGUCCAUCUUCUAACCCCAAAGCUGUGCUUCUUCACGAAUUCAAAGCACACAGCUCUUGGAUACGAUCUUUUUCCAUGCAUCCUAACGGUUACUACCUUGCAUCAUGUGGGGACGACAAACUCAUCAAGGUAUGGGACUUCCGUACAUUGGCAUCAAGCGGGCAACUGGGUCCUGUCGCGCAACUUCGCGGCCACGAGAAUUUUGUGAAUGUCAUCGCAUUUGCCGCUCCAGUGGUAUCCGAGACAUCAUCAACAAACGACAAAAUCAAGAACAGGAAGCUACUCGAAGGUGGCAUCCGCUGCUACCUCGUGAGCGGGUCAGCAGACAACACAGCAAGAGUGUGGAUAUAAUUGCGCGACUAAGAAAUAUACACUUUAAUAUCGUUCCAAUAACAAAUCGCACACCGUUUGGAACAGAAAAUUCGCUUCACGGGGAUCUCUAUCGCAUCUUUGAAAUCCCACCAUUCCAUCAGUUCUGCAACGCUUUCCACACAAGUGUUCUCACAAUAUCCACAAGUCACUCCGUUGUUUCCGUGAAUCAGCGCCUUGAUGGCCAGCUUGUACACUCGUUCGUGUACCGUGUCUUUCCAUUUCAAAAGUUCUGACUGAGAAAUCAGAUAGUUCGAUAUCUUCCGCAGCGAUAGCUCGACCAGCGUAGGGGUCCACUGGUGCUUUUCCAUGAGAUGAGAUUGCUCAGAGUUGAACGGCGAAAAAUCGGUUUCUUGAAGAACGGAUAGAUUCCUUACAAGCGAAAUGGCAUUCAAGGCGGCUUUGGAAACCUGUUUGUUCUUCGAAGUCCAAUGUAGUUGGCCCAUAUGUUUGAGGGUCGAGUCCGGAUAUGGAGACCUGUAGCCAUUUACCUCACGCGUAUUUUCGCUGGAAGAAUGUUCAAUUAGCGGGUUGGGCCUGAUUCUCAAGGUGUGUAGGUUCUCUAGUUUUAGGAUAUUAUGGGGCAGAAACUUGAUUUUGUUGUUGGAUAAGUUGAGGCUUUUCAGAUUGGUCGAUUUCUCUAUGAGCCCUGGAACUCUUGCUAUUUUGUUAUUGCGCAGAGAGAGCACUUCUAGACCAUUAAUAUCAAAGAUUUUGGGAUUGAGCGACCUGAGUUGGUUUUUAGAGGCAUGAAUGUGCAAAACUGGCUUAAUGAUCCCGUCUGGCCCAUAUAGAACAAGGUCUUUGAAAUCUGCUAGUUGCUCUGGUAGCGAGUUCAAUCCGAGCUCCUCUAGCUCCAAAUUGUAUACCCUGCUAGCAUGAUCGAUUUCUUGAUCAAAUAAGGCGGUGAUGAUUUCCGAGGCAGCUUUGCUUGCCGUUUCAGUGUUCUUGACAACAAAAAACAUGGGGUCGUCGUAUAAACUAGGCCGAUAGCCUUCAGGAAAUGUUGAGUCCCAAAGCUGCACACCGUAGACUCUUCCGUCACGGUCCAAAGCCAAUUGCUCCUCAUUGUUCAGCACACGUUGCCGCUUUCUGGUAGGUUCUGGUGCUAUUGAAGAGGACGUGCGUUCCGCACAGAUUUUUGGCGGAGUGUCCACUAAAGUAGCCUGUGACUGAGAAAUCAUCGGCGGAGAUGACGGGAUGGCAUCCAACGUGGUGUUAUUUGUCAAGUAGGAGUUGUCAAGCUCGGUAUCAUUAAUGUACUGCAAGUGUGGAGAGCUUGUUGUAGGCUGCCUGUCAAAGUGUGGAGUAUAGGACGAGCUGGAAAAAGAUAUCAGAUCAGACGUGCCUGAGCUCGCAUGGCUCCUCAGGAAACCUGAAAAUUGGUGAUUGCGCACAUUUUCAUCAUCUAUAGCCAUGUCAUCAUCGCUGGAAUAAGCAGCAGUACGCUUCCGAGCCAAUGGAGGUCUUGACUCCAUGGUUAGUUU
Molecule: messenger RNA, 2930 nt
Organism: Ogataea polymorpha
Lineage: Eukaryota; Fungi; Ascomycota; Pichiomycetes; Pichiales; Pichiaceae
Exons: 1
Coding region: 1-1425 (474 amino acids)
Molecular function (GO): protein binding
Source: RefSeq, a predicted model, not a curated record